AUGUCGAGCGGCGUCUCGACGCCACCGCCCGCGUCGGCCUCGCCGCCGCCGUCCAGGAUCAUGAGCGCCGAUUUGCAGGCGAGGCUGGCGGCGCGCGUUGCGGAGCCGACCGUGCUGCGCGUGCCGAUCGACGACAACAACUCGCGGCACGGAGGCAGCCCGCCGCCGGCGCACUCCCUCUUCUCGUGGCGCCCCUUCCGCUCGCAGCAGGCGUGACUCGCCGCCGCGGCCACCCAGCCGCGGCGGCCAAAGAACGCGCCGUCCUUCGGGCGGCCAUCUUCGCACCUCUCCCGCCGCCCCGCUGUGCGCCCGACCGGCUGCACCGGGGCCAUCCAUCUCGCGCUCCUGUGUCGCGCCUCGCUUGCUGCUCGCCUGCAGCGGCUCGCCGGCCUCGCUGCGACACUAGCAGGAACGCCAUUGUGCCUUAGGACCAUGUCUCAUGUGUGCCACACAGUGAAACCUCGGAUCCGAUCCGAUGUGUGUGUGUGUGCUUAGGGUCGCACAAAUGUGCGUGUACACUUCUCCCGCUUGCCGUGUCCCUGUUGUAGUGUGCGUCUCGCUCUCGCUUCCUUCGGUGUGUCGCGCGCCGGCGUGCGUCCACUGCUAGUACUAUGUCCGCAUGCUCUAUGCGCCCCGGGGGCGCCACCCGGGGAGUCUUGUGCGGGUGUAUGUUUGGCAUGAGUAGUACGAGAGUCUGUCCGC
Messenger RNA from Emiliania huxleyi CCMP1516, 702 nucleotides. RefSeq lists its product as hypothetical. The transcript is spliced from 2 exons. The record is from RefSeq and is a predicted model, not a curated record. The annotation marks the transcript as partial. NCBI's taxonomy places the organism in Eukaryota, Haptophyta, Isochrysidales, Noelaerhabdaceae.